Brachypodium distachyon (stiff brome) is the source of this 962-nucleotide messenger RNA. RefSeq names its product 40S ribosomal protein S5. The coding region runs from base 89 to 688 and encodes 199 amino acids. Lineage: Eukaryota; Viridiplantae; Streptophyta; Magnoliopsida; Poales; Poaceae. Gene Ontology annotation, cellular component: cytosolic small ribosomal subunit; ribosome. Gene Ontology annotation, molecular function: rRNA binding; structural constituent of ribosome; mRNA binding. The record is from RefSeq and is a predicted model, not a curated record. The transcript is spliced from 4 exons. Gene Ontology annotation, biological process: translation; ribosomal small subunit assembly.
GCUAUAAACCUCCCCCAUCUCCCAGCUUCGCCACCCCAAACCGCACCCCUCUCGCUCCUAGGGUUUCUUUCCGCCGCCGCCAUCCAAAAUGGCUGCCGUCGAGGUUCCGACGAACGAUGUCAAGCUCUUCAACCGCUGGUCCUUCGAUGGCGUCGAGGUCCAGGACAUUUCACUCAAUGAUUACAUUGGAGUCAAUCCUGAUAAGCAUGCCACAUACCUUCCUCACACUGCCGGAAGGUAUUCAGCCAAGAGGUUCCGCAAGGCUCAGUGCCCAAUCAUUGAGAGGCUGACCAACUCUCUGAUGAUGCACGGACGCAACAAUGGCAAGAAGCUUAUGGCUGUCCGCAUCAUCCAACACACCAUGGAGAUUAUUCAUCUCUUGACUGAUGCAAACCCUAUCCAAGUUAUUGUUGAUGCCAUCAUAAACAGUGGACCAAGAGAAGAUGCAACUCGGAUUGGAUCUGCUGGUGUUGUUAGAAGGCAGGCUGUUGAUAUUUCUCCUCUGAGGCGUGUCAACCAGGCAAUCUACCUUCUUACCACUGGUGCUAGAGAGAGUGCAUUCAGGAAUGUCAAGACCAUUGCCGAAUGCCUUGCUGAUGAGCUUAUCAAUGCAGCUAAAGGUUCUUCCAACAGCUACGCAAUCAAGAAGAAGGAUGAGAUUGAGCGUGUCGCGAAGGCCAACCGUUAAGCAUGCCUUUUCAAGAGAACAAGGGGGAGCUGGUGAUAAACUUUGGUUACUUCUGUCUGUCUAUCUAGUUUAUUGAGAACUUAGCCCUGCCUGAGAAGAUGUAAGCUCGUGCUGAGGUUUACUGAACUAAGAUUUUGAGUUUAAGUUUGGCUUUAUGCAAACAUUUGUUGUUUUGAUAACAAGCUAUUACACUAUGUGUUAACUAUGUGGUAGUAUCAGCAUGUUGAAUCUGUCCUCCAAACUGUUAAAUCAUGUUCAGCCAAGUGUUCCAGCA